This is a messenger RNA of Glossina fuscipes, 2932 nucleotides long. It is a transcript of the gene Nsun2, whose product is annotated as tRNA (cytosine(34)-C(5))-methyltransferase. The coding region runs from base 137 to 2275 and encodes 712 amino acids. Gene Ontology annotation, biological process: tRNA methylation. The transcript has 8 exons. NCBI's taxonomy places the organism in Eukaryota, Metazoa, Arthropoda, Insecta, Diptera, Glossinidae. Gene Ontology annotation, cellular component: nucleus; cytoplasm. Gene Ontology annotation, molecular function: tRNA (cytidine-N5)-methyltransferase activity; tRNA binding. The record is from RefSeq and is a predicted model, not a curated record.
CAGCACCUUUUUAAAAAGAACAAAUGAAACUGGCAUUUCUCUAAUUUGUAAACAUGCGUUAAUAAUAAUCUACACGUGCGGAAAUUUAGUUUUUUUUUUACGAGAAAAUUGAUGUUUGUUAAAUCCUUCAAAUAAAAUGGGUCGUAAAAACAAGCAAAAUCCUUUUGCCGCCAAAAAACGUCAAAAGAAAGAGCAAUUGGCUUCUGGUACUGAUCGUCGCACGGAACCUUAUGAAGAAAUCAAACGCGAUAAUGAGAAAUUUGAGAAAUAUUAUCGUCUUCAAAAUAUAUGUUCGGACGCCGCAGAAUGGCAGCAAUUUUCAGUCACUAUACGCGAGAACUUACCAUCCGCUUUUCGUGUUACUGGCUUUAAGCACGAGGCCAAAGCUUUAUUGAAUAUCAUAAAAACCGAACUUUUUGCCGAAUAUAUUCGGGGAGUAGCUGAGUUGCGGGGUACGCCUGCAGACCAAGUAGAGCGUCCUUUGUGCCUCCCUUGGUAUCCUGGUGGCUUAGCCCAUCAAUUGCAUUUAACCCGCAAAGAUAUCAGACGUUCCGAACCUUUAUAUCGCUUACACAAUUUUCUUAUAAAUGAAACCAAUGCAGGAGCAAUAAGUAGGCAAGAGGCGGUUUCCAUGAUACCACCCAUUGUUUUGGACGUUAAGCCAACAGAUAAAGUUCUAGAUAUGUGCGCUGCGCCUGGCUCCAAAACAGCUCAACUUAUUGAAGCUCUACAUGCGGAGCCAGAGAAAUUUAAAAUACCCCCAGGUUUUGUUUUGGCCAAUGACGUAGAUAAUAAUCGCUGUUAUAUGUUAGUGCACCAAGCUAAACGUUUAAAUUCGCCUUGUUUUUUAGUUACAAACCAUGAUAGCGCUUAUUUUCCGAACUUAAUGAACAGUGAAGCUAAUGGCGUGAAAGCUGUAAUGAAAUUUAAUAAAAUCCUCUGUGACGUACCGUGCUCUGGGGAUGGCACAUUACGUAAAAAUCCAGACAUAUGGUUAAAAUGGAAUUUGGCGCAAGCCUAUAAUUUGCACGGCAUACAAUAUCGAAUAAUCAGACGUGGUGCUGAAAUGCUUGAAGUGGGCGGCCGUUUAGUUUAUUCAACUUGCUCCCUCAAUCCCAUAGAAAACGAGGCUGUAAUUCAGAGAAUAGUAAGCGAGUAUCAAGGUGCAUUAGAAAUCGUGGAUGCCUUACAUUUGCUGCCUGGCUUGAAAUGUAAGCCAGGCUUAACCGAGUGGAAAUUGGCUUCUAAAGAAGUUGAUGAAGUGUACAGUAACUUUAAAGAAGUCCCAGACAAAUAUCACACUAUAAUACGCCCAAAUAUGUUCCCUCUACCCAAGGACCAAAUGGCAAACUUAGGACUAGAAAAAUGUAUACGGAUUUUACCGCAUUUUCAAGAUACAGGCGGUUUCUUUGUGGCCGUCUUGUGUAAGAAACGUCAGUUCCCAUUCGAAAUAAAUGACGUUAAGCAUUUAUUUCCAAAAAAAGCUGAAGUAGAAGUCGCGCCAAAAUCAUCUGAAAAUAUACAAAUUGACGAAGGGAAAUUAAUACCUUGGGGGCCGCAGCGAAAACGUCGUCGUUUGCAUGGCUAUAAAGAAGACCCAUAUGUAUUUUUUGAAGAAAACGAUCACGAUUGGAAAGAAAUGCGAGAAUUUUUCGAUUUAGAUUGUUCUCUUAACUAUCGCUGUCUGUUAACUCGGUGCGUUACAGAGAAAAAAAAAAAUGUUUACUAUUGCUCGGAAUUGAUCAGAGAUUUAGUUUUGCUUAAUGAGGAUUCUAUAAAAAUCAUUAAUACCGGUGUCAAGGCUUUCGCUCGCUGUGAAAAUCGUCACACUGAUUAUCCAUUCCGUUUAGCUCAAGAAGGUCUGCAAACAACUAACGCAUUUAUGGGGCCAAAAAGACGUGUUGAAAUAAAUAAAGACGAUCUUAUAUUGUUAUUAAAAUGCACGGAUCCUACCAAGCCUCCAUCCACAACAUUGUUGCAGGAAAGCACCCAAGAACGGUGUCAACAAUUAAGUGUUGGAAGCUGUAUUAUUAAAUAUACCGAUCAACGUUUCACGCUAAACGUGGUUGGUUGGCGAGGUACAUCCAGUCUUCGCGCUUAUGUUGACAAAAAUGAGACCAUGCACAUCAUGCGCCUGCUGGGAGUUAACCCAAGCGAAUUUGAAAUCAAUAAAUAUGAAAAAGCUCGCGAAGAAGCCUUAAAGACCGCUGAAAAAAGUCUCGAAGAAUUACCUGCUGACGAAACUAAAUGUUUUGGAGAGGAUGCACAAAACUAAUGAAUUGAAUUCUUAGACUAAAAAAAAAGACAUUGAGCACUAGCAACACAGGCUUUCGGCAAAGAAUAAUGCAAAGAAUAUUCUUGUGUAGAAAUUUUUCGUUUUUACUAUCCAAUUCCAAAGGGUGUAAUGCUUGCAACACUAGAGCGUGCCAAACACAAGCCCAGAACUACAAAAAAAAAACCCAUAUAUAUAUCAGGGCCCUGUUUAUUGCUAUAAAGUCAUUUGAAUACGUUACGUGGGAUUAACUGUACAAUUGGAAGAUUUUCCAUUUGUUUUGAAAAUGUAAAAAUUGUACGCGAGAUUUUUUAUUUUCUGCAGAGAAACCUUCAAGAUCAAAACACUUUGGGCAUUUCUCGGUGUCGAAGCGAUUCAAAAAUGGUAAUAUUAAAUAUAAGCGCAAAGUCUCCAAAACCAUAUUUAAAUAUUGCAAUGAAUUGAUUUUCUCAUACCUUAGAUCACCAUUGAAAAUAGCUCCUGAAUUCCUUAAGUCAUGUUUGUUAAAACUUUUGACUUUUCUUGUCUUUACUUAGCUACCACAUAAAAGGAUACAUUUGUUUAAUUUUUCGUAGUUCCAUUAUUGUAUUAUUACCUGCAUACACAAAAACUUAAAAUUAUUAACUUGAUUCGUUCGUGAAAGUUUGAUAUUAUUUCUUA